AUCAUAGCUUCUUCGGCUCCUUUGCAAACAACACCCGACCGCUGCCAUGUCUGCUAAGCUCGUCCUCCUGGUCGCCCUCGCGGCUCUGGCCUCCGCCGCCCCCCGUCCCGACUCUCCUCCCGUCUACGGCGCUCCUCCCCCGACCUACAAGCAGCCAGGAAUGCCCUUCGAGUUCGCCUACGCCGUCAACGACGACUACUCAGGCAACAACUACGCCCACCAGGAGACCAGCGACGGUCACGUCACCUCCGGAUCCUACAGCGUGGCUCUUCCCGACGGCCGAACCGAGAUCGUCGAAUUCACCGCCGAUCACGACAACGGCUACGUCGCCAACGUCAUCUACGAGGGAGAGGCCUCGUACCCCGCCCCCGCCCCCUACCAACCCGCUCCAUCCUACCCAGCUCCCCCACCCCCACCCACCUACGCCUACAUCACCUACAUUAUCGCUGUUAGUGAUGUUGGCACCUGCACUGCCGCCUUAAUUUUACUAUUCGCGAAAGCAGUUCUCAUUUACAUUAUUAGAAAUUAUUUCUCGCCGCUGCAGCCAUCAAUCAUAACAAUGACGUCACGACUUCCACCAUGGCGGCGAGUAUAUAAAGGGCCUCCUCCUUCAGCCGAGCAACACAGCUUUCUCAGCUCCUUCGCAACCAACAUCAACAUGAGACUGAUCGUCCUGGUGGGCGCCCUCGCGGCUCUGGCCUCCGCCGCCCCCCGUCCCGACUCUCCUCCCGUCUACGGCGCUCCUCCCCCGACCUACAAGCAGCCAGGAAUGCCCUUCGAGUUCGCCUACGCCGUCAACGACGACUACUCAGGCAACAACUACGCCCACCAGGAGACCAGCGACGGUCACGUCACCUCCGGAUCCUACAGCGUGGCUCUUCCCGACGGCCGAACCGAGAUCGUCGAAUUCACCGCCGAUCACGACAACGGCUACGUCGCCAACGUCAUCUACGAGGGUGAGGCCUCGUACCCCGCCCCGCCCCCUACCACCCCGCUCCAUCCUACCCAGCUCCCCCACCCCCACCCACCUACGCCUAAACGCACCACCUAAACGCAAGCAGAACCUGGGCGGGACAACUCAAUCAUCGACCUGCAGAUUCAUACCCAAUUCAACUCACGAACCCUACUGCGUCUUGCCUCAACCUCCCGGACCCAAGCUCACCAAGUGCCAUCCACCAGCGACUCAUGAAGCUCUCUGACUCCCCGCUUCACUCCUGCAAGCACUCGUCCCGUCCGGCCCAGUCCCUGCUUGCUUUCCACGACGUCCCUCUCCAUCCUUCCACAUUCUUGCUGUUAUGGUUUACAAGACUUUUUAAUAUAUUCCUUCGAGAUAUUUUCAACUCUUGCCAUAUUCAAAGUGCUCAUAGACGACUGUCAAUUGGCACUUUAGUUGUGAUAAAUUAUUCUUGUAAAUAAAAGCAUGUAUACCAAAA
Penaeus vannamei (Pacific white shrimp) is the source of this 1433-nucleotide messenger RNA. Its product is annotated as cuticle protein 7. The record is from RefSeq and is a predicted model, not a curated record. Lineage: Eukaryota; Metazoa; Arthropoda; Malacostraca; Decapoda; Penaeidae. Gene Ontology annotation, cellular component: extracellular matrix.